UAUAUAAAUUCAAAUCUUUAGUCUUGUUUUAAAAUACUAACAAACAACUUAACCAAUCUAAUUUCUAUUUUCAAUACCUCACUUACACAGCCUCCACUAAUCCUCUCUCUCACCCUAGCUAAUUCCCAUUUUCCCCUUUUCCCAAAACCCUCGGCCCUCUUUCAGAUCCACGGCGCCUCCUUCCGGCGGAGGCGCCAUACCUUCGCUAUAAGACCGGCACCAGGACCGUGGCUCCUCCAUAGCCGGAUUUCGCUCUUCUCGGAUGGCGUGGUGCCUCUGCCUUUGCGGUUGGGCAUGGCUGUCUCGGGUAUGGUGGGAUUCGUGCUGGUGGUGGAUCUGCGGUCAGCGUCUUUGCUGUGCAACGAUGGAGGGGCUGAGGUUGGCGGUGGUCUCUGUCCCCUUGUCCUGCUUCUCCGUGGUGCGUGGAGAGCGGGUUCUCCGGCGGGGCGGUGGUGGCGAGCUCGCCGGAUUGUGUGGGGGCUAGGAGUAGCGCACGCUCCUGGUGUUGGCCCGGCGGUGUAGCCUCCGUAGAGAGGAUGGGUUUGACGGUCUGGUGCGAGUCUUUUGACGUUCGUGUCGUUCUCGUGGCCGUGUAUGCCGCUUUCCGUUACCUUUCUUGGUGGAUAUUCCGCCUGGGCUGGGUUCGAGUGGUGUAGGUGUGGUAAUAAUAUUGACAUAGCAGAUUCGACAAAAUAUUUCAAUUAGGAGAUUCGAUUUCUGACACUGGAAAUUUGAUCCGUGAGAGGCGGGUGGGGCCCGCAACAGCCUAUGCACGCCUACCCUAUGGCCAAGACUUCUUCCUCAGGACACCCACUGGCCGUUGCUCCAAUGGUCUUCUCAUGAUUGAUUUCAUAGCAAGAGCCGCCGGACUUCCUCUUCUGCACGCGUACAAGGACCCAAAGGGGGAAUUCAGUCACGGGGUAAACUUUGCUGUGGCGGGCUCCACAGCCUUACCGUUAGACACGCUGGCUGCCAUGCGUGUAUUCUCCCCCGGCACAAGGAGCUCUCUCCACGUCCAGUUGGACUGGCUUUUCACAUAUCUCAACUCCACAUGCACUCAUCAUCAAGAUUGUGCGGAGAAAGUCAAGAACGCCCUCUUCAUGGUGGGUGAAAUUGGAGGCAACGACUACAAUUUUGCGACAUUUCAGGGGAAGAAGUCGAUGGACGAGCUGAGGCGCAUGGUGCCGCGAGUGGUCAAAACCAUUCUCUAUGGUGUUAGGAGAACAAUUGAGUUGGGGGCAAAGAGAGUGGUGGUGCCCGGGAACUUCCCGGUCGGCUGCAUCCCCAUUUACAAGACGGCUUUCAAAACGAACAAUUCAUCCGCAUACGACAAUAACGGAUGCUUGAAGCAUUUAAACGAGUUUGCAGAGUACCACAAUCGGGAGCUUCAAAAUGGGAUUAAUAGGAUGAUCCAAGAAAAGCCGAAUGCAAUCAUUGUAUACGCCGAUUACUACAAGGCAUACGAGUUCCUCCUCCAUUUCGCAAAGCAUCAUGGAAUGGAUUGGGAGAGGGCGUGCUGUGGGAUUGGGGGAAAGUACAAUUUCAACACAGGGAGAAUGUGUGGGGCCCUCGGAGUUCCGGUUUGUAGGAAUGCUCAUAGGUACGUGAGUUGGGAUGGGAUUCACAUGACUCAACAAGGUUACAGGAUUAUGUCUGGCUGGUUGGUUCGCGACCUGCUCUCCAAGCUCCGUUGCUUGGAGAGGCUGCCCUGAUUGGAUAAUUAACUCUAUAAAUAGGCUUCAAACCGCCAAGUUUUGUUUUCUUUUUUCAAAUUCUCAAGAUGGUUUGAGUAUUCAUCUUAAGAGAUUAGUUGUUUUAUCUAGUCUGUUUCAUGCAAAGAAAAAUAAACAAAUUUGUUAGUUUUUUGUUUUUUUUUUUGUUUU
Messenger RNA from Striga asiatica, 1883 nucleotides. Lineage: Eukaryota; Viridiplantae; Streptophyta; Magnoliopsida; Lamiales; Orobanchaceae. The record is from the annotation of a GenBank genome assembly.